This is a messenger RNA of Oryzias latipes (Japanese medaka), 2802 nucleotides long. RefSeq names its product CD4-1 molecule (gene cd4-1). The record is from RefSeq and is a predicted model, not a curated record. NCBI's taxonomy places the organism in Eukaryota, Metazoa, Chordata, Actinopteri, Beloniformes, Adrianichthyidae.
AUUUUCUAACAUAGCUUGUCUGUGUAAAACCUUGUGUAAGUGAUCUUUUGUACAUUACAGACAGGACUGGAUCCUUGAUGUAUGUGACUUCCUGUGUGAGUGUGUGAGUGUGUGUGUGUGUUUGAGUGCGUGUUCGUGUGUAAGAAAGAGGCACUUUCAGUGCACAGAAGCCACAUAUGUCAAAACUGAGCUCAUCAUUUUGCAGAGAACAUCACAUGUACGAGACAUUUCUGACAGUUUUGGUGACUGAACCUGCCUGUUCCUAAAACUACACAAAGACCAAUCAGUGCUGAGGGAGGUGCAACUUUGCCUGAAAAACAGGGUUUGGUUGACAGAUCGAACUCAUUUCCGCCCAGCGACAGACUUCUGAGCACAAAAAGACACUUGACGCUCGUUCCGAGUUACAAGUCCACAAUGAAGAUGCUCAUUCAGCAUUUGCUUAUUCUCAUUUUUCUGUCCAAAGCAGCAGGGGCUGGUGAAAUCUUUUUGGCUCAGGUGGGAGACGACGUUACACUUACAGUCUCAAAACCGAGCUCUAAUGUAUACAUGUACUGGUACAAAAAGGACACUGAAAUUGCUUCAAUAAACAACUUGGGGGGAAAGUUUCCGGCAGAAACAUCCUUGAAAAAGAAGCUAAUCGUGGGUGAUAAUUCACUGACCAUAAAAAGCAUAGGAGAAAAUGACUUUGGAAAGUUCAAGUGUGAGAUUAAGGACAGUUCCAAAAAUCCACAAGGGACACCUAUAGAGUUCAACGUAAUCAAACUUAAAGUGGGUGUGAAUCCAACUGAGCCUUUGCUCCCAUCGCAGACAGCGACCCUGACCUGUGAGGUGGAAACUCCUCCAGGUUUAGCUAAAAUCACAACAAAAUUGAUAAGUCCCCAUGGAAAUGAAAUACCUAGAGGAAAACAUGUUAUCGAAGCCAAAAGUCAAAACAGUGGACUGUGGACCUGUGUUGCAAAUAAUAAAAAGAAGGUCUCCAUUUCUGUUUCAGUUGUGGACUUUCAGACACCUACUCUGCCAUAUCAAUAUACAUCUGAAAACUCCCCCUUCUUGGUCCCUUUCUCCAUUCCUCCGAACAUCCAAUGGGAUUACAUCAAAAACGUUACCCAGAAGAUUGAGUGGUUCUUCACUCCAAAAACAUCUUCAGUUGCAACGAAACUCUUCUCUCUCUCGAUGAAAGAGCCAUUCAAGCCGGAAGUGGGCCAGGGAAGAAACCUUAAACACUUCAACUUCAACAAAGGAGAUUUUUCUUUGGGGAGAAAUAAGGGACAAAAGGAUGAUGCGGGGACCUACACAUGCUCCAUAACAUUUAAUGAUGAAAAGACUAGAAAAAGCACAAGAAAAUUUGAAGUUUUACAAAUUAUCCCUUACCCAGGAGCUCAGUUAACCUCUGGCCAAAAGCUUAAACUGUCCUGCACCACUGGCGAACCUCUGGCCCCUGAUAUGCAGCUGAAGUGGGUUUUUCCCCAAAAAAGCCCCCGGCUGCCACCUGACCAGCAUUCAGCAAAUCUCACUUUUCCAGAAGUGAGAAUUGAUGACAGUGGAAAUUGGGAGUGUGAGCUGUGGUGGAAUAACACAAGUCUGGCGUCGGCUGUCAUAAGACUUCAGAUUGAACCCAUACUGAACACAUGGCAGCUCGUGGUAGUAUGUGUCGUGGGAGUCAUCUUACUUGUCCUUCUUGUUUUCAUUUUCAUCCGCUGCAGACGUCAUCAGAAGCCGAGGCGUCUCAGGCAUCAAUUCUGCAGAUGCAAAAACCCCCAACCCAAAGGAUUCUACAGGACAUAAAAACACCAGAUGAUCUGCAGUUAAACAGCUGAUCUAUAGCCAUUUGUUCUGUUUGAGAGGAGAUGAAAAACUUGCAAUCAUCAAUCCAAAAACAGUGACAUUAAGCUGCUGUACAUGUGAGCUUGGAAUGAUUCUACUCUGCAAGAUGUCGGUCUGUUUGUAAACUGGAUGUAAAUAAAAAAAUAUUACGGGAUGAUUUGCAACUCAUCUGAAUUGGAUGUGGUACCAAGACGACAUAAAUAUUUACUUGUGUAUGUGACCAGAGUUUUUAUCCCAUUCUUGUUUUAUGUAGGAGGAAAUGUGAAGACUUGGAAAUGACAUGAUCCAAAUUUGUUCUUUUGUCAGUUAAAUUUUUGGAUGAAUACUGAUUAUUGUUUUGACUUUAAAUAAAAUAUUGUUUUAAAUGCUUUUAAUUUUAGUAUACAGAGAAAGCAUCACAACUUUUUCUUUUACUCUCCUGCUGUAUAGAAUCGUAUGCAAUGCAGUUUACUUUCUUGUAAUUUAUCGAAGGCUUUACUCUCAAAUGACUUUCAUGGUAUAUCUACAGGGUUCUACAAACAUUCCCACACGAAAUAUUGUUUUUUUUGCACAUGUUUAACACUUAAAAAUGAAGCAGAAAUCCUUAUGUCAUGUAGAAGAUUGUUGUUUUGAACACAUUAAUGCUGAACCAAACAUUUAAUAACUGUUGUACAUGUAUUUUUAAGCUUUAUAUUAAAGAAAGACCUUGUAUAGCUGUCUGUGGGCGUGGUUGGUCUUCAUAGCAGAGGGUUGGCAGCCAUCUGACAGAUUGGUGGGUACAAGAAAGAGCAGGGAACAUCGUACCAACUCCAAGUGUAACUGUCCUCUCCCUCAGCCCCGCCGGACUAGUUGUUGUCUGGAUCAGACUGAUGCACGUUCCAGGACCCUUACAAGAAGGACAAAAGCAGAGAGGGACUUUUGUGUGUUUGAAGUACCGCUCAGUUUAGUAGUAGGAGGCACCUACUGUCAUUUCUCCAAAUUAAAGUGAGCUUCACCAUC